GUGGGCUUCGGCGGUAAUUCGACCGUCUGGCUGGCUCGAAAUCUUAUGCGUUUCAAGCAGAGCACGGCACGAAUUGGAACUCUCUCGUCACAUUGCCGCCGCAAAACCUGGACAUCCCGGCCUCGAAUAUGUCAGACUGGUCCAAGAUUCCUUUGAAAUCCUGGGUCCUAGUGGGCCACAUCUGUGUCUCGUUUACAAACCCAUGAGGGAACCUCUUUGGCUACUCCAGCGUCGCAUGCCUGGCGGCGUUUUUCCAAUGAAGCUUUUGGGAUUUGUGCUCAAGUUCCUUCUCACCGGAUUGUCCUACCUGCAUAACGAGUGCAAUGUUAUACAUACAGAUUUGAAACCCGAGAACGUACUCGUCGGCCUCGAGAAGACACUGUCGUUGGAGGACGUUGUGGCUGACGAGAUAAAUUCGCCGUCGCCUCGCAAAAUUCUUCCUGACCGUACUAUCUACCUGUCUCGGAAUGAUUUCGGCCGCCCCAAGUUGUCGCCUGGUCGACCAAAGAUAGCCGACUUUGACGCUGCGGUUCGAGUGACUGGCUCUCAGAAGACAUUCACUCAUCCCAUCCAACCCAACUGUUAUCGCGCACCGGAAGCAAUACUAGGCGCCCCUUGGUCAUACCCUGUAGACAUAUGGAACCUUGGCACAAUGCUUUGGGACCUCGUGGAAGGAAGGGCUCUUUUUGAUGGUGCCGACUCCACUCACAGGGGAGAGUACACCAGCCAUGCACAUCUUGCGCAGCUCAUUGGUUUACUGGGCCCCCCUCCGAAAGAGCUCUUGGCACGAGGUAACCAAACUGGCAUUCACUUCGCCGCUGACGGCGAGUUCCUGGCACUAUGCAGUGUUCCAUAUCGUACCCUAGCAGACACGGUGACAAAAAUUGAUGGUGAAGAGAAAGAGCAAUUUCUUCACUUCGUCAAUCGCAUGCUUCAAUGGCUCCCGGAGAGACGAGCGACUGCGCAGGAGCUGUUGGAUGACCCAUGGAUGCGUAGCCUUCCCAUCUAA
This is a messenger RNA of Sparassis crispa, 1009 nucleotides long. RefSeq lists its product as hypothetical. Gene Ontology annotation, biological process: spliceosomal complex assembly; regulation of mRNA processing; protein phosphorylation. The record is from RefSeq and is a predicted model, not a curated record. Gene Ontology annotation, molecular function: ATP binding; protein kinase activity. NCBI's taxonomy places the organism in Eukaryota, Fungi, Basidiomycota, Agaricomycetes, Polyporales, Sparassidaceae. The annotation marks the transcript as partial. The transcript is spliced from 6 exons.